Molecule: messenger RNA, 5087 nt
Organism: Entelurus aequoreus (snake pipefish)
Lineage: Eukaryota; Metazoa; Chordata; Actinopteri; Syngnathiformes; Syngnathidae
Gene: osbp
Product: oxysterol binding protein
Exons: 19
Coding region: 335-2698 (787 amino acids)
Cellular component (GO): intracellular membrane-bounded organelle; cytosol; membrane
Molecular function (GO): sterol binding
Source: RefSeq, a predicted model, not a curated record
CGGGGAUCACCGGACCAAUAAAGCCGCAGCACCGCUUGAAGCCAUAAAUAUAAACUAUGACCCUGAGUAAAAUAAACGGGUAAUUUCACCUUCGAAAUAUUCGGAUGGUGAAAUGAAUAUAAUUUUUCAACUGUAGGUGUCGCAAAAUAUAAAACUAACGACGUUUCAUUGGACCGGUGUCAGCUCCGACGUGUCCGCUCAGAUGACCAUUUCCUGUUUAGCUAGCAAAAAGCUUAGUGGCUGCCGGAGAGUUUUAAGGAGAUUUCAUGCCUUCAAUUGGCUUUCCUGGUUCUUGAGGCUCUAAGCUCGCCAGGUAAAACAGCAGGCUGCAGUGAUGUCAUCAGAGCCCAAGUCCCCCACUCCCACCCCAGGAGACACAUACAAGGGCUGGCUCUUCAAAUGGACUAACUAUAUCAAAGGUUACCAGAGACGCUGGUUUGUUCUUAGCAAUGGACUCCUCUCCUAUUACAGGACUCAGGCAGAGAUGGGCCACACGUGCCGCGGCACCAUCAACCUGGCCACGGCCAACAUUGUCGUGGAGGACUCCUGCAAUUUUGUCAUUUCCAACGGCGGCGCGCAGACCUACCACCUGAAGGCCAGCUCGGAGGUGGAGCGCCAGCGCUGGAUUACCGCCUUGGAGCUGGCCUUUGACACGGGGAACAACUCUGAUGACUCAUGCGAAGACGGUCCCUCAGCGCCCCCCGCAUCAGGACAUGGCGGCGGUCGUACCUUAGAUAUCCAAUCUACGCUGCGCACACUCGGCAGCAAGGUGGAGGACCUCGAUACCUGUAACGAUCUCAUUGUCAAGCAUGGAUCUGCCCUGCAAAGGUCUUUGUCAGAACUGGAGGGGAUUCAGCCCGGAGCGGACGUGGGGGAUAAGAUGAGACAAGUGACCGAGCGAGCGACGCUGUUCCGCAUCACCUCCAAUGCAAUGAUAAACGCAUGCCGGGACUUCCUCUCGCUGGCUCAGAACCACAGCAAGCGCUGGCAGAAGGCCUUGCAGCUGGAGAGAGACCAGAGGGUGAGGCUGGAGGAGACCCUGGAGCAGCUGGCCAAGCAGCACAACCACUUGGAGAGAGCUUUCCGGGGAGCAACAGUGCUCCCGUCGUCAAACAGCAACCCUGCCUUGGGCAGCAAAGGCUCUCUUUCAGGAAAAGGAGAUUCCAGCGAUGAGGAUGACAACAAUGUGUUCUUCGAUGCCAUGGAGGAACCGGCAGAGUUCAUCACGGUCCCUGCCGAUCCCAAAUACCACAGGAGAUCUGGCAGCAAUGUGAGCGGAUUCAGCAAUGAGACCGGAAUGGAUGACCUAUCUGUAAACUUUGACGAGCUUUCGGUGGCCUCCAGCCCAGAGUCACCGCAGUCCCUGGAGCUGGAGCCGGUCAGACAAAGGCGGACUCGUAUCCCCGACAAGCCCAACUAUUACCUCAACCUUUGGAGCAUCAUGAAGAACUGCAUUGGAAAGGAGCUCUCAAAGAUACCAAUGCCCGUGAACUUCAACGAGCCUCUCUCCAUGUUGCAACGUCUGUCCGAGGACCUGGAGUACUUCGAGCUGCUGGAUAAGGCGUCAAAGUGCCAGAGCUCUCUGGAGCAGAUGUGCUACGUGGCGGCCUUCACCGUUUCCUCCUACUCCACCACCGUCCACCGCACUGGAAAACCCUUCAACCCCCUGCUGGGAGAAACCUUUGAGCUGGAUCGCCUGAGAGAGUGUGGCUACCGCUCCCUCUGUGAGCAGGUAAGUCACCACCCGCCUGCCGCAGCCCACCACGCCUUCUCUGAAAAAGGAUGGACUCUCAGACAAGAAAUCACCUUGGCCAGCAAGUUUCGAGGAAAAUAUUUGUCCAUCAUGCCCCUGGGUGCAAUCCAGUGCAUGUUUGCUAAGAGCAACAACCAUUACUCUUGGAAGAAAGUCACCACAACAGUACACAAUAUUAUUGUGGGAAAGUUAUGGAUCGAUCAGUCAGGGGAGAUCGACGUUGUCAACCACAAAACGGGGGACCGCUGCCACCUCAAGUUUGCUCCCUACAGUUACUUCUCCAGAGAUGUGCCAAGAAAGGUGACUGGCGUGGUCACAGACAAGGACGGAAAGGCGCAUUAUGUGCUCUCGGGCACUUGGGAUGAGAAGAUGGAGUUCUCCAGGAUCAUGCAGAGCAGCAAGAGCGAGAACGGUGCUGAGGGCAAACAGAGAACCGUCUACCAGACUCUUAAAGCCAAAGAAAUAUGGAGGAAGAACCCGUUGCCAGAGGGAGCAGAGACUAUGUACUUCUUCUCCUCGCUGGCCCUGACGCUUAAUGAGCCCGAAGAGGGCAUAGCGCCGACAGACAGCCGACGGCGGCCCGACCAGCGGCUGAUGGAAGACGGACACUGGGAUGAGGCCAAUGCAGAAAAACAGAGGUUGGAGGAGAAGCAACGGACGGUCCGUCGGGAGAGGGAGAGGGAAGUGAUCAAGGCGGCCCAGACACCAGACGAAGCUUCCACCCAGGAACCAAUCACUGACUCACCCUUAAAAAUUGACCCAGACCAGAUCGGAACAGAAGCGAGUGAGGGUUCCGAUGAAAGCCCUCAUCAAGACAGCCACCAGGCGCUUUGGUUUGAGAAGACUGACGACGCCCAGUCAGGAGAGACCCUGCACGUCUACAAGGGGGGCUACUGGGAGACAAAGGACAGCGGUGCGUGGGACAUGUGCCCGGACAUCUUCUGACGACCUCACCCGGCGUGAAGAUGGCGCCAGACUUCCCUCUCAGGAUGCGAGUGUGUGUUUUUUCUUCUCUACACCUCCAGAAAUGAAGCGGCUGUACUUUGCAGGAACACGGCGGCACCAAGCACACGAGCCAAGGUUGCAUUACCGCUGCUCUCUAUUUUUUAGCACCCAUCGGAAAGGCCACGAUCAUCCACCUCACCAAAACGCGCACGUUACUGACAAGGUGAAAGUGGUCCACACCCCCGCUAAGUUGUGUUGAUUUUUGGCUGUAAAUGCAAAUCCAGUGUCAUAAAGGAACAGGAGAGUGCUUGAGAGAAGUGGUUUUCAAAAUGUUAGGCGCCAAAACACUUUGAGGGGGUGCAGCAGUUUAAAAAGAAUAAAGAAAAAUAUGUAUUCAAAUCUGUAAGAUAACUUUAGUCAUGAUUAAAGGCCAAAUGAAGUGAUUAGUAGUUCCGACAUUGAGAGUUACCGAAAAUUUUUGCAGGAAAUUAGACUUUGAAAACCCCAGCUCUCGGAUUAUGCUGCACGUCUACAGUUUCUACGUUUUAGAAUGAUGCAAGGAUCACGUUUGGUCCAAAUGGUCCCAUAAAAUAAUGGAUACCAAUCAUUUUUCAACAAGUAAAAAAAAUAUGAACGUCACAAUUUGGGCUGGGCGAUAUGGCUAAAAACUGUAUCACGAUGAAAGUGUUUUAUAUUGGUCGAUAUCGAUAAUUGCUGGUAUUUUUAUGACCUAUCUAAAAUAAGGACCUGGAGAAAAUUAUAUUAAAUGUAAACAUUUGUAUCUAAAAUGCAACCUUCCUCUGAUUAUGAUCCCCUCCACUAUCAAGGCAGAAAGGAAAUAUCAACACCACCAUGGAAAACGCUCAAUGUAAACACAAUUCUAAAAUCACAUUGAACACUUAACAAUAUUCUCUUAAAAUUAAGGAUUAUGUAAGAAAUGCUUAAUAAAGUGUAACAAAAUAGCGCAAAGUGUGAAAAUAUAAACAUAGAGAAACCUGAGAAGAACUAUUUUCUGCAUGUACACUUGUAGUGCUAAGGUGGUGUGGCAUCACUGAUUACGAGCGCCUUGGUCUGACUACGGUCCGUUUCUAAAAAAUCCAAAAAACUGCCAUGCUGUCAUGGUGACUCUUUUUGUUUUAUCCACAAUUGAUUUGCUCUCUGCAGCACUCAUUUCUAACUUCCUCUUCUCACUUCAUGCAAUGAAUCAACCGCCAGACAACAAGACGGCGCAACCAAAUUUAAUAGUUCAUACUGUUACCUGAUUGGCUGUUAGCGUGUCACUCCUACUGAUCAUUUCUUGCGCUGCGCGGUUAGCGGGUGCCUUUGUUCAUGCAAACAACCUGGCUUGGCCACUUCCCGUUUCUUCUGACAAAGAAAAAAAAUGUACAUCGAACGCAUUUUUAAUUGAUAUUGAUUACUUGUCUAUCGCGAUGAAUUGACUUAAUUUUAUCGCUCAGCCCUAGUCACAAUAUAAUUAGUUCUAACACCACUUCCAGUGGGUUUUUUUUUGCUAAGUUUUUAGUGUAAUUUCCUGUCUGAACAAAACCAAUUCAACACGUGAAAAUACACUUUUUAAGGUAUGAACCAUGUUAGCAUUAACUGUAUGUGGUUUGCACAUUUCACAUUCUAUAGUUGCUUUCUAUAGUCGCUAUUAAAAAGCAGUGAUAUUAAUGAUUUCUCCAUCAAAUACUUCAAUCCCUGUGUACUGAGUACAGACAGAAUUUGCCUUUAAAAGUUAUUUAGUAUAAACAUUUGCAAAGCUAAUUCAUUCCAGAAUGUGAAACAACAAUUUCAUAUUGCCGCUGUUGCGCUUCUUUUCAUUUUUCGACCUUUAAAAAAAAAAAGAUCUAGUGCUGGAAUUUCACUCUUUUUGCACUUUCUUUCCUUUGAAAAUGGACACAAGCGCAUGAGGUGACGCUAAUGACAGUUUAAAUGUGAAGUUUGUUAAAGUGAUGUGUUAUUCCUAAACCAGCAACAUGGGUCGUUAAGUCCGUGUACUAAAAGGAAGGAGUGUAUAGUUUAUUAUUUUCCCUUUCAUAAUAAGUGUACUUACAAAUGGAUUCCCAACCUUCAAAUUGUGAAUAUUUUUGCAGAGAGAGAGAGGAUUUACGAAGUAGAAGAGCUGACACAAGUUUAACGUGGUAGUGAUGCACUUUUUUUCGUUUGUCACAAUUGUCUAAUAUUUUUCUGUUUCGUUCUCCAUUUAUUCACUGAUAGUGUGUGAAGAUUGUUUGUUGUGAUAUAUUGUACAUCUCUAAAUAAUAUUGAUUGUAUUCACAGGUUGUCUUUGUUCCUUGCUCUAACAAUUUUAUAUGUAGUACAUUUUCUCCAAGAGUCACGAUAAUAGAACUGUGAACUAUUUAUAAAAAUGUUCUGCUGGAGUGCAGUA